CGAACGACCUGGGCCAGUAAAGAUGGCUGUCCAUUACUCUCAGGAUUUUUCAAAUGCGAAUGGUUUUUAGAACGUGAUAAACGGUUUCCGGUUUUCCGAUUAAGAAUAUCUCGCGACCAUGCUCGGUGGACGGAGAAAUUUGCCGAUCGAUGAUUGAGGCCGUACGGGGAAAAAGUUGACGAACAAUCGCGCUGGUCGCCGGUGGUGUGAAAAUAUUUGUAAAUGCUCGCGACACACCUUCGAUAUGGCGCGGUCUACGACGUUCCUUAAAUCGUAAUUCCUAUCUCCUAUCUAAACUAUAUAUAAACAGUGCGCAAGGUGCAUAAGAUGGACUGAAUUUCGUUGAAAUUACGUCAUUGUAUAACGUGCGGAUAUUCUUAUUUAUUCGAGAGACUCGCUGAUAUAUUUUACCUGGAAUAUCAAUUCAUUAUGAUUAUGUACACCGCCGCUGAUAAUCGUAUGGGGCAAAACGAGAUUGCUCAGGUGAUAGCAUUCGUAUGUGGGGUGAUAGUCAUUUUGUUAAUGAUAAUGGGACUGGCAUCGACUGACUGGUUGAUGGCGCUAGGAUGGCGACAAGGUCUCUUUGCACACUGCAUUGAAGACGGUGCCCCGACUCCAUUGCCAUUCCAUAUGACUACACCAGCGGGAUGUUAUCAGGCUCGGGAUGUCGGAUACAUAAAAGCGGCAGCUGCGCUCUGUGUCGUAUGUCUUUUGGCUGAUAUAGCAGCAACAAUUUUAACAGGACUAGGCCUGCGAUCUCAAGACCAUCGCGAUAAGCACAAGUAUUAUCUUUUUGCGGUGUUCUGUAUGGGGCUUGCAUUAGCCGCUCUUCUCAUAGCUCUCGUCGUUUAUCCAGUCUGCUUUGCUGCAGAACUAAAUCAUGGAAACCGAACUAUGUGGGAGUUUGGCUGGGCAUAUGGAGUUGGCUGGGGGGCAGCUAUUUUUCUAUUUGGUGGGGCAGUACUUCUCUUAUGUGAUAAAGAGAGCGAAGAAAUUUACUACAAGGAGAGAAAAAUCGUCCGUGAUGAUAUAGGAGGUGGAGGAGGUUCCAUGAUUGGAGUAGGGCAUCACGGAGUAAGAAGCGGCACACAGCUAGCUUAGUGGCAUUGCUCCCUGCCCGACGUUGUCCUCUAGGUGACUGGUUAUAUUUCUCUUGUGUCCACUUAUUGCGCGAUGUGUUCACAAAGAAAUAUAAUAAUAUCGAUGUUCACAUGGGUUGAAUUUCGGAUAAAGUAACGGUAUGUCUGCUACUGUUUCUGAGAGCGAAUGAUUUUUUAUACGAGCAACGUGUCUUUAGAAUAUGCAUACAAAAUAUAUACAUUGUAUGUAGAUUACGGAAUUACGACUGAAAUUCUGACUCAAAAAUUACGGUGUACACUAAGUCCCAAGGUGAUGAAUUUGUUUACAAAGGUAGAGGAGUAUCAAUUUCAGUACAGAUUAUUACAUUAUUUACUUAUACUUAUGAAAAAAGGUAUCACUUUUCUUCCUGUUAAAAAUUUUGGGACCAUCAAUAUAUAACGACAAAAGUUCAAACCCGUUUUCUUGAAAUUAAUGACGAUAUGUUUUUUCUAUUCGACUUUAAUACUCGUAUAGGUUUCAUAGUUGGGUCUGUAGAUUUAAUUGAAUUGCCUGUCUAGCAAUGAUUGUGAGAAAAUGGGAAUAAUUUGAUGAGGUAAAAUAUUACAUCCUAGGUGAGAAAGAAAAAACGAUGAAAAAAAUUAAUUUACCGACCAGUAUUGAGUAUAAUGAGAAGUGAAUUUCUUCAUAUAUGUCGAUACAGGUAUUUGUGUGGUUUCUCGGUGAAUUCUAUUUUGUGGGAUAAUAUUUGGCUGCGUCAUUUAAUUUAGAUGCCAGUGAUAGGUUUUAAUCCACAGCAUGUUCUCAUUAUGUUGUUAUUAAAGAGACAAAAUUGGAUAUUUCUUUCGGCUGCAAUUUGUGUGGCUGUUUUCACUGGUUAUUUGACAGCAGAUUACUUAUAUAGAGAAACGUUACGAUUUAGUGUUAUUAAAUUAUUUCUACUUGAUAUUGUUCGUUCCACAACUUUCGUUUUUUCAUGUUGGCAAUGUAUAUAGGCAUUUCCUUGGAGCGUUCAGUACUUCAUCAUGAAUCAUAACUCCUUCAGUAUGAAUUAUGUUAAGGACAUUAUGGAAGAAUAACUUAUUGCAUUUGAAAAUUCUCAUCUGAAAUUAGUGUUCAAUAUUUCAAAUUAUAAUUUACAAUUAGCUAAGGUAACAUAAUUUUCAUUAUUUUUCCCGGUAUCUAAAAAAAAAAGUAUUAGUAUAUCUCUAAAGUUAUUAUACGAAAUAAAUUUGUGACAGCUAUAAAGAAAAUUUUAAAUAGAUUAAGUUAAGUUUUAUCUACCAAUCAGGGUCGCGUAUUAUAUAAAUUAAUUUAGGUUGUCAGAUAUAUAAUUAUUGUACUUGAUUUAACUUUUAUUCCAAACUUGGUGAUACUUUGACGAGAGUACAAAGUUGACUGAGACUCUGAGGUAGGAGCACAAUUAUACCUAAACAUUUUCACAGGUACAAUAACCAUUUUUUAUAUCUUCAGGUAUAUAUUAAUCAAGUUACGGUAUCUCAACAUUACAAUGUCCCCUCUCCCCGUUGCAUCGCGUGUGUUAUUUAUCACAAUCAUUGUUAUUCGAUAUUAAGAUUUUUCGCGAUAUGUAAUUUAUAUCGCAAUGAUAGCAGAAAAAAUUUGGCAAUUACAUUACAAUGCAGCUUUCUUCCUCUUGCAAGGAUAUACUCAAGCUGCUCUUGCUACAAUGGUUACAUCUUAUACAUACUGGGUUUACGAAAAAGUAAUAGUGCAACAUCGUACAGUGCAGCUAUAAAUUAAGAAAUGUUAUCCGAUUUUUUUUUUCUUCCAUUAAUCAUACUGUUGACUGAUUGUGAGUCGAGUGCGAAGUGUUUUGAGUGUGUGAGGUAAAGAGGCAGUUCGGGCAGGCAUUACUGAUCCAUCGUGUUACCAGCGUCACAUACGUGUGUACAUACAUACAAUAGAGAUUCUAUGAUUGCUUGUAACGAACUCAAUGCAACUAAUAUAUAUUGGUCUGAAUAUAAGACGACCCCCAAUUUUAUGACUUCAUUUCAGUGAUUGUUUUUACAAACUGAAUUAUAUGAAAAAAUCAUUGAUUAUCACAAGCAUAUUUAUGGAUUAAUAUUGCAUUCAUCGCAUCAAUAAAAUUUGAGUGUAUUGUAUAAAUAUAUCGUUUUUAUUUACUUUUACUUCAGAUUGAUGCUAUUCGAAGAAAUUGAAGUUUGAGUUUUCAAGGUCCGUGAUUUUAUUGAUCAAAUUUUGUGACAAUUGGUCGAUAACGAAGUUUUUUCAGUUGAUGAAGCAAAGUUCCGAAUAAAUCCCGAUUAUAAGUGGAGUACGGAUUUUAAGAGGGAUAUCGGCUAACAAAAACCUCGACUUGUGUUCAGACCAAUGCAGUAAUUCUAAUAAUUAUCAUUGACAUUACAGUUGCACUUACAAUAAGCAUAAUAUAGUCAAUAUUCGAAUACAUAAAUGUAUAUACUUAUAUGGAGAUAUAUACACAAAAUAUAUCUGUGCAUAAAUAUAUCUCAUACAUAUAUACAUAUAUAUAUAUACUUCUAUAUACAUAGUUUGCCAUAAACAUAACUUAGAACACUACCACAGCUGUGUAAUAAUAUCGCUGUAUUGAAGAAAACAAAUGUUCAAUUCAUUAUUUCCGAAAAUUUUACGGGAGUGCAUUUCAAUUUUAACAAAGUAUCAUGAAAAUGCCGUAAAAUUCUGUUGAUAUAAUCUGUCCUCAUAAAUUGAAUUGAACAAACACCCGAAAAUCUACGUUGACCGUAUGUGGAAAAAAAAAAGUAAUUUCCGGUAUACGUUGGUUAAUUAUGUUCUUAUACAAAAGAUUAAUGACAAAAUAUCAACAAGUAACUAAAAUUCGAUUGCGUCCAGAAUUCAUUUAUUCUCAACUGUCAUUUUCGGGUAUCAUAUAUAUUUUAUGCCGAUGGAAGAGUACAUACGUGCAUGAUACUGAGAGCAUACAGUGAAUAAUAACUUCCAUAUCAAGUCCGUUAAAUAGAUGAUUAGUAUGCUUCUUUAUUAAUUGUAAUAUACACAGUGUAGUAUAGAAAUAUUCAUAAUGAUAACUAUUUCUCGACAUCUUCAUAUCAGAAUAGUGAUGUAUGCAUAUCAUAACAGAAAGCAAGUCAAUGACUUAAUUGAUAUUAUAAUGUUAUAUGAUAUAACAAUAUCUAUACAUAAAAUUUCAUGUUUCCUACCAACAUAAAUUAUUAGAAGUAGUUAUGUAGAAUUAAUUGUCACCAAUGUUUGUAUAACAUUUACUUGAUGUAUACACGUAACAGGACUGUACAAAGAAUUAUAUAGAUCUUAAAAAAUUA
Messenger RNA from Neodiprion virginianus, 4373 nucleotides. RefSeq names its product transmembrane protein 47. Gene Ontology annotation, cellular component: cell-cell junction; membrane. Lineage: Eukaryota; Metazoa; Arthropoda; Insecta; Hymenoptera; Diprionidae. The coding region runs from base 430 to 1101 and encodes 223 amino acids. The transcript has 5 exons. Gene Ontology annotation, biological process: cell-cell adhesion. The record is from RefSeq and is a predicted model, not a curated record.